This is a messenger RNA of Galeopterus variegatus (Sunda flying lemur), 2240 nucleotides long. It is a transcript of the gene CDK8, whose product is annotated as cyclin-dependent kinase 8. The transcript is spliced from 11 exons. Gene Ontology annotation, biological process: protein phosphorylation. Gene Ontology annotation, cellular component: nucleus; mediator complex. Gene Ontology annotation, molecular function: RNA polymerase II CTD heptapeptide repeat kinase activity; cyclin-dependent protein serine/threonine kinase activity; ATP binding. Lineage: Eukaryota; Metazoa; Chordata; Mammalia; Dermoptera; Cynocephalidae. Bases 59 to 1075 code for a protein of 338 amino acids. The record is from RefSeq and is a predicted model, not a curated record.
AAUCAAGUUUCACAGAGCUUCUAAAGCAAACAAGAAGCCAGUUCAGUUACCUCGGGGAAUGGUGAAGUCACUAUUAUAUCAGAUCCUGGAUGGGAUUCACUACCUGCAUGCUAACUGGGUGUUGCACAGGGAUUUGAAACCUGCUAAUAUUUUAGUUAUGGGUGAAGGUCCUGAGCGAGGAAGAGUAAAAAUUGCUGAUAUGGGCUUUGCCCGAUUAUUUAAUUCACCUUUGAAGCCUUUAGCAGAUUUGGAUCCAGUGGUUGUAACAUUCUGGUACCGAGCCCCGGAGCUACUUCUUGGAGCAAGACAUUAUACCAAAGCUAUUGAUAUUUGGGCUAUAGGGUGUAUAUUUGCAGAACUACUAACGUCAGAACCAAUAUUUCACUGUCGACAAGAGGACAUCAAAACUAGUAAUCCUUAUCACCAUGACCAGCUGGACAGAAUAUUCAAUGUAAUGGGAUUUCCUGCAGAUAAAGAUUGGGAAGAUAUUAAAAAGAUGCCUGAACAUUCAACAUUAAUGAAAGAUUUCAGAAGAAAUACGUAUACCAACUGCAGCCUUAUCAAGUAUAUGGAAAAACAUAAAGUUAAACCAGAUAGUAAAGCAUUCCACUUGCUUCAGAAGUUGCUUACCAUGGACCCAAUAAAGCGAAUUACCUCAGAACAGGCUAUGCAGGAUCCCUAUUUCUUAGAAGACCCACUUCCUACGUCAGACGUUUUUGCCGGUUGUCAAAUUCCUUACCCCAAACGAGAAUUUUUAACGGAAGAAGAACCUGAUGACAAAGGAGACAAAAAGAACCAGCAGCAGCAGCAGGGCAAUAACCACACUAAUGGAACUGGUCACCCAGGGAAUCAAGACAGCAGUCAUACACAGGGACCCCCGUUGAAAAAAGUGAGAGUUGUUCCUCCUACCACUACCUCAGGUGGACUCAUCAUGACCUCAGACUAUCAGCGUUCCAAUCCACAUGCUGCCUAUCCCAACCCUGGACCAAGCACAUCACAGCCACAGAGCAGCAUGGGAUACUCAGCUACCUCCCAGCAGCCUCCACAGUACUCACAUCAGACACAUCGGUACUGAGCUGCGUCGGAAUCUUGUCAAUGCACUGUUGCGAAUGCUGCAGGGUUGACUGCAGCUCUCCACGGGAACCUGGUAUGGGCCAUGAGAAUGUACUGUACAAAUGCAUCUUCAAUAUGUCCAGUAGCCAAGUUCCACCACUUUUCACAGAUUGGGGUAGUGGCUUCCAAGUUGUACCUAUUUUGGAGUUAGACUUGAAAAGAAAGUGCUAGCACAGUUUGUGUUGUGGAUUUGCUAUUUCCAUAGUUUACUUGACAUGGUUCAGACUGACCAAUGCAUUUUUUUCAGUGACAGUCUGUAGCAGUUGAAGCUGUGAAAUGUGCUAGGGGCAAGCAUUUGUCGUUGUAUGUGGUGAAUUCUUUCAGUGUAACAACAUUAUCUGACCAAUAGUACACACACAGACACAAAGCUUAACUGGUACUUGAAACAUAAAGUAUAUAUUAACUCAACAAAAUAACUAGGACUCAAAAUGAGAUUAUUUUGGUACACCUUUCUUUUUAGUGUCUUAUCAGUGGGUUGAUUCAUUUUCUACAUUAAUCAGUGUUUUUUGACCAGGAAUAUUGCUUGGAUUUUUUUGAAAGUACAAAAAGCCACAUAGUCUUUCCAGAAAGGUUUCAAAACUCCCAAAGAUUAAUUUUCAACUUAUAAUUUUGUUUUUGUUUUCAAUCUAUGACUUGACUGGUAUUAAAGCUGCUAUUUGAUAGUAAUUAAAUAUGUUGUCAUUGAUAUAAACCUGUUUGGUUCAGCAAACAAACUAAAAUGAUUGUCAUAGACAGUGUUUUAUUUUUCCUGUUGGUGUUGCUGAUUUGUGCGCAUGCUUUAAGAUGAAAAAAAGCAUGAAUGAUAACUUCCUUAAAAAGGUGCGGCAUCCAAAAUUCAGAUAUUUCGUCCUGAUUUUAAAGCUGGUUGGUGUAGUGCUAUUAAAAUUUUGUUCAAUUAAUUUUCCUUUUUAAAACCUGUUCGCACGUUGUUUAGGGUGCCCUUACUUCAGCAAAGGAGGAAGAGUAGGAGAGCCUUAGAAUUUUUAAGGAAAAAAAAAACCUAUAACAUACAAUGUACUGUAUCAAACUAUUUUACAUGAAUGACACAAGUAUUCUGAAUAAAAAAAUAACUGAACAUUGUUAAAAACAAGGUGUUAUGUAAUAAAUUUAUUUUUCAUAAAUCAAAA